AUGAUAUGCGUUGCCCAGCAGCAGUCGGGACAUGGUAUGGCUGUGUUUGUCAAUAAAACAAAGCAAGAUGAUUUUGAUGGAGGCCACCGAAGUGCUGAUCGGAAUGGCGUGACUAUUACAAAUAGACACAGCUCUGGGAUCCACCCGCUCGAUUUUAUCGGGAAGGACAAGGGUUCCCGCCUUCUUGAUUAUUUUGUCUCUUUUAUUCAGCGGAACAUGUUCACGAUCAGCUUCUCAUCAAUAGUUCCGGAUUUGCUUCCCUUAAUUUCAACUUCUCCGAUCCUCUACCAUGCAGUGAUAGCGGUUGGUGCAUUGGAUGCAAAUAGACACACUGGUGGACGCGGAGUACAGGGAGAGAACUCGCCUUAUGUGGAUGCCAUGAGCUCCUAUCACAUGUCAAUUGGUAUUUUGCGUUCAUGUGUGGGGAACAAAAAUGUGAUGCAAAGAGAGGACGUUCUCUGGGCUACUUUCUUCCUAGGGCUGUUUGAGCUGCUCUCCGACGAUUCGGGUGAAGGCUGGGUCAAGCAUAUGCUGUAUGGAACAUCGAAAAUGCUCCAGCUUGCGGGACCAAGCGAUUGCAUGUCACCCGUCCGAAGAAUGUUCUACGACCUAUUUCGUACCCUCGAAGCCAGCCGAGCCUUACUCUAUGAUGACGAAACAAUUCUUUCUCAGGAAUGCUGGGAUCGACUCCAAACAACCCUAUCAAGCAAGGCCACUCGGUGGGAGCCCAUGGAUGAGAUUAUAACUCUGAUGAUUCAGACAUCCGCCUUCAGCCGAAGAGCCGGUGCAAUAAUUGAUAUGAUUCCUGAAACAGAACGGUUCACGGAUCCAUCAGUUGCUCUGCUUGCGGCUGAUGGACUCAAUGCCCAAGAAAAUAUCUAUAACUGGCACACGAAAACGCUGCUGCAGCUGGUCCAGGAUGGCCCUAAUGAAUAUUUGAACUUAGCUUUGCUGUAUUAUCACGCUCUGCUAAUCUUUCUCUCCGGCAAUUAUGACUAUUUUCCCUACUGGGACAAUAUACCGGCCCCAGUCUUAUCCUCUGGUGAAGUUUCUGAACACUUGAAUACAAUCUUGUAUCUCUCGGGGGAGGUGUUGCGCUACUCUAAAAUCCCGGGAGUGAUGCUGCUUUUCCCAGUAACCGUUGCAGGAGCUCGAGCCCGGACGGUUGAGCAACAAUCCGAAUUACUGAAUCUGCUUGACCUGGUCGUGUGUAGGGGUUUUGUGGUCGCAAAUAAGAUACGGGAUGGUUUGCUGGAACGGUGGGCCAAGAGGGACAAGAAAGAGACAAUGCAUCUUGCCAUAUGA
Penicillium vulpinum is the source of this 1305-nucleotide messenger RNA. RefSeq lists its product as uncharacterized. The record is from RefSeq and is a predicted model, not a curated record. Lineage: Eukaryota; Fungi; Ascomycota; Eurotiomycetes; Eurotiales; Aspergillaceae. The transcript is spliced from 3 exons. Bases 1 to 1305 code for a protein of 434 amino acids.